Rubroshorea leprosula is the source of this 849-nucleotide messenger RNA. NCBI's taxonomy places the organism in Eukaryota, Viridiplantae, Streptophyta, Magnoliopsida, Malvales, Dipterocarpaceae. The record is from the annotation of a GenBank genome assembly.
AGGGUUACAAGCCUUUUAAAUAGAGAAAACAAAUCCUAAUCAAAAUAGGAAAUUAACACCCUAAGUCCUAAACCUAAUAAUCACGAAUUGGGCUUCAAAUAAGCGAAUGUUCAGCCUAAAAAUAAUACAAAAAACGUGAAAAUCACUAAAAAUAACCUAAAAUAACACAAAAUAUCAGUUUGCUACAAAUUGCAGCAGAACUGUGCGAUUUUGACGCGAACUAUGCGAUUUUGACGCAAACUGUGUAAUUUCGUGCAAAUGACCUCAACUAAGCUUCUCUUGAACCUGAAUGAUGUUUACCAUGCCUUGAUAAUCAUCCAAGCUUCGAUUUGCUUGUUGUAUGUUGUUUUCAACCCAGAUCUGCUCAAUAAGGCCAUUUAAAACUUCACGCAUCUUCUUAGCUCUAACUCGUGUGACUGGACCUCCUUGGAACACUCCUUGUCCAAGAGAGCAGAAGAUCUGCCAUGGUGAUGAAGCCUUGAGUGGAAUUAGCUGCGUUGGGUGGAGCUCCAUCAGUGCUGGUGACAUGAUUACUAGCGAUGCUGACUUACUCAGCCACGUAGCAUAGCCCCCAUUAUCAUCAAUAACUCCAGUUUGGACCUUCUGUGGCUAGGAUGUCCCAGCGAUGUUGACUAGUUGAGCUGGAUCUUGCACAGUGUGUUAAGUUUGCAAGUUGGUGAGAAGUUGAGUAGUCCUUUGCUGAUCCUUGUGCAAAACUCGAAUAACUUGGACUAGAGAUGUGAGAUUAGGAUUAGUGAUUCCUUGCAAGAUAUCAUCAAAAAUGUGUGUCAACAGACAUGGCUGUUGAAUUUCCUAUCCAUCAUCUUGGCCAGGCUCUUGAUUUUCAUU